GUGUGCUCACAGCGUGUCACAGGUGGUGCCAGGACAACUGUACUGCUAGGUGCUGAAGCAUAGUUCAAUAGCCACUGAACUGGCAGGACGUACCUGUGUUUCACUAGUAAAAAUUUGGUAUUUUUUUGAACAAACUUUUUCAGUUGAAUUUGGGAGGCAGCAAUCAGCUAAAAGGUAGAGAAGGGAGGGAAAGGAGGGCCUGGGGGGGCCCUAGGCCUCAAUAAUGGAGGAAGACCUCAAUUACAAUGGGCAGACAACAACAUUGCCCAGAAGGCGACGCUGGUACACCCGCCUGUGGAGUUCUUGUCUGGGCUGUAGUUGCAUGAAACAUCAGAAAAAGAAGAAAUUUGUCGUGUACCACAAUGGAUAUGACCCAGUCGGUCCACUGCAACGAGCAGCCACUGUGGGUGACCUGGAUACACUGGAGAGAUUAAUCCACUCCAAUGAACAUCAUGUGGAUGAAUCUGAUAGGAGGGGCAGGACAUCCAUACACUAUGCAUGUGCCCACAACCAUCCUGAAGCAGUGAUACUGUUACUAGAAAACGAAUCCAAUAUUAACAUCCAGGAUGAUGAAGGCAGCACACCCCUGAUCAAGGCUACCCAGCAAGAAAAUGUGGAUUGUGUUUCUUUAUUGCUCAGCCACAAUGCUGAUCCAAACCUGAUAGAUGUCAACGGAAAUACAGCUUUCCACCACGCUGUAUCCAGGGGUAACAUACCAAUUGUAAAAAUGUUCCUUGAGCACAACGUAGAUUUUGAAGCCAAAAAUCGGUUUGGCAUAACACCUGUGGAACUUGCAGCUUUUAACAAUAAACCUGAAAUGGUAAAAUUUUUAGAAACAAAUUAUGCAAAUGCAUGUGCAAUGUUAAACAGGACAAGUAAGAAAAGAAGAGAGAAGAGAAGACUGACACAUGUCAGGUUCAAAAAUGAAGACAUUGUUUUUAAAGAUCAGAGGCCUUUGUCCUGUGCAGUAAGAUCACCAGGACGGCUAAAAUCUAUCUUGAAAAAACCUUUCCAGUAUGAGACAGAUUCGCCUCCCUCAUUAAAAGCUAGUGAGAAAAUUACAAGAAGAACAGCAGUGAGGUCUACAAAAGGGGACAAUGUCAGCUACACCUCAUUUUCCAAGCAGGAUCAUGGAAAUUCUGGACGUGAGGCUCCGGCUGCCAUUGAUCCAGUUCCUUCCACCACUGCUGCUGACAGUGGGGCUCCCGAUGCCAUUGAUACAACAUUUUCCACCUCUGCUGAUGAAGAAUCCACUCUUGUUCGUGACCUAGAUGACAAGCUGGCCCAUAGUCAGGAGGCUGAGGUUUUUUUCGAUGCUUCAGAGUCAAUCGCUCACUCUGACCAUUGCAGGACCAUUGUCAGAGCUCCAGAUGUUCUUCUGGCACCAAGGAUGCUGCUGCUGCUGCUAAUGCCCUUGAUUAUUAGUAACACCAGCCCAUGGUUUCUGAUGUUCCUCUUAGCGGUGGUUACAUGGAUGCGAAAUCCAUUUCAACAAAUGUGGCAUGAAGAAAAUGGCCAUGGACCUCCAACUAACAAAACAGAUGAACCAGUUGCUGCUGCAGCUGACCAGUACAGCCUUAAGAAGGGGUCAAGACCCACAGUGUAAGAAAGAAUUUCAUGAUAUAUAUAAAUUUUAAAGUAAAAUGUUUUAUUUGAUAAUAAACCAAAAUAAAAAUUUAUUGUUGUGUUGG
Molecule: messenger RNA, 1691 nt
Organism: Arvicanthis niloticus (Nile rat)
Lineage: Eukaryota; Metazoa; Chordata; Mammalia; Rodentia; Muridae
Source: RefSeq, a predicted model, not a curated record